AUGAAGACUGUUCUCCCUAUGAUGGCCCUCGCGGCUACAGCUUCGGCUGGAACAAUGUCUCUCGACAUUGCCAAGGCUCCCGCCUCAUCUGCCUCGACACAGGCUCGUCGCCAUGCGCGUUACCUCGCAGCUCGCGACAAAACACAGACGGUCGCGCUUCCAAGCUUGGGCGAUGAGUAUAUUGCUCAAGUCAGCAUUGGUACUCCUGCACAGAAUGUGCAAGUACAGAUUGAUACGGGAAGCAGCGACUUCUUUGUCAUCGCCGAAGGAACCGAGUUUUGUGAAGACCCAAGUAACAAAUGCGGACCUGGCUAUGACAUCGACAAAAGCAACACUGCUACCAAAGUGAAUAGCACAGACAUCAGUGGGAUUGUGUUAUUUAACACAACCUUCGCUGAUAAGACCGGUGUUUCCGGCCCUUUCAUCAAAGAGGACAUCGUCAUCGGCGACAUCAAAGUAAAACAGCAAAUUAUGGGAUAUGGCACCACAACAUCGACCAAUUUGGGAAUUAUGGGCCUGGCCUUUGACGCUCUUGAAAGCACAGACGACGGAGUGUCAAAUAUCACUUACCCAAGCUUUCUGGACAACCUUGUUACCCAAGGGGUAAUCAAUAAGCGAUUCUUUAGCUUAUUCCUCAACUCGCUUCAAGCGAACAAAGGAAGCCUGCUGUUUGGUGGUGUCGAUACGGAACGCUACUAUGACAGUCUGGUUAAGUUACCUGUCUACCCAGACCCAGAUACCGGCAUGAUUGGUGGGUGGGUUGUCAAGCUGGACGCGGUAUCCGCGACAGGUAUUGAUUUGCCACCUCUUGCAAACAACACUCUUGUUACGCUGGACAGCGGGACAACCGAUACCCUUCUCCCUGCUGCCCAAGCAGAGCCCAUAUUCGACUAUCUGGGAGCCAUCGGUUUCAAGGGAUCAACAUCUGCAUUCGACGGAAAGUUUGCAGACUGUGUUCAUACAAAGGACAAUGUGACCUUUACUUUCGAAUUGGGUGGCACGAAGUUUUAUAUGCCGAUUUCCAACUUUGUAAUUGACCAGUACACCGACAAGGAGCAGGCAGCGCUUAAAGCUGAUCUUGGAUCUGCCACCAAAAACUGGUCAAGGGUUUGCUCCGUGGGAUUUGAAGCAGCUGGUGACGAUGGUCUGCUUUUCGGAGACAGCUUUCUUCGUGCUCUGUAUGUGGUUCAUGACGUUGACAACCAAAUGGUUGGCCUUGCCCAGGCAAACCUCCAAUCAACAAAAACCAAUGUCAUUGAGAUUUCCAAAACUGACGGAAUACCCGACAACAAAGGUUCGCCAGUUCCAACGCAAGUUGUUCAGACUGGCCAGGACGGCACGCCGAAACAAAGUGGUGACAAGAGUGGUGCGCAGAGCUCCGUGCAUGUUCGCACCACCACGCUCUUUUUGGCUACAAUCUUAGCCGUACUGAAUGUAUUGUAA
This is a messenger RNA of [Torrubiella] hemipterigena, 1443 nucleotides long. The record is from the annotation of a GenBank genome assembly. NCBI's taxonomy places the organism in Eukaryota, Fungi, Ascomycota, Sordariomycetes, Hypocreales, Clavicipitaceae.